UUGUAGUAGGGGGGCGGAAGGACCAUGGCGUCCAAGAUCCGUGUGGCGCUGCGGCCCGUGAAGAGUAUCCUGGUCCGCUUCUGCCCCUUCGAGCCCAACGCGGAGAGCACGAGAAUAUUUCUUCAACGGAUAUACCAUAAAAAAAUCUAUGACACUAACAGGAACUGUGAAGUGACUGCUGAUGUGAGACAUGAUGGGUCUGAACCACUUAUAGAUGUUAUGUUUGCUGACGGAGAGCGACUGAUAAUGAAAGGAGCCAACCUGACAACAGUUGAAAUGUUAACAGCAUUGAGCUCCAGAUGUAAUGCAAAAGAGCUUAAAGCAGAACAGAAAAGCAAGAAGAAGAGUCCAUGAAGAACCAAACAAAUGUGUUCACAUUUACAUGUGUCAAAAGCAGCAGGCUGUAUAGAAGGCUUUUCUCAUAUGUGACAAAAACUGAAAGAGAAAGAUGGCCAAGUGCUGACCAGUUUAACAUGCAGCAGAAUGAAUCAUUUAAAUGUUCUUGCCUCUUCUCCUCAAGGAAAAUGCAGUGGAGCCACAUAACUUUUAACAAGUAGCAGGUCAAAAUGGCUUAUGCCACAAGUGCAUCUUUCUAACCACCUGCUUCUUGGUCAUCUGCAUAUUGGACUAAAAUCACAUGUAUUUGCAUAUGAAUAUGAAUAGUGGACAUUAGUUAUUAAUAAAUGUUAAAAAUCAA
This is a messenger RNA of Rhea pennata, 697 nucleotides long. It is a transcript of the gene MRPL53, whose product is annotated as mitochondrial ribosomal protein L53. Lineage: Eukaryota; Metazoa; Chordata; Aves; Rheiformes; Rheidae. The record is from RefSeq and is a predicted model, not a curated record. The transcript has 3 exons. The coding region runs from base 25 to 354 and encodes 109 amino acids. Gene Ontology annotation, cellular component: mitochondrial large ribosomal subunit.